AUGUGUGAAUUUCAAAAUACUGUUCCAUCUGAUGAGCCAGGUUCCUUGGAAAUUCAUGUCAAUGGAGAAAAGGAAAAUGAGGAGCACGCAGACCAACGAAAGAAGAAAGCGAAAACAAUUAUCAUUUCUAAUUGGACAACAGAUGACGUGACUUACUCUAAAACCUAUGCUGAUAUAGUAGAAAUUGAACAGCGAAAAUCCAGUUUGGUGGCAGCACUAAAAGGAAAAUCUGCUGUUGAGUGCUUUGAAGACUUUUUUGAUGAACAGGUAUUGAGCUUGAUUGUCAGUGAAAGUGUCCGAUAUGCUACGCAGAACAAUUAUCACAGCUAUGAGUUAUCCAGUGGGUGCAUAAAAAGUUUCAUAGAUAUACUACUCUUCACUGGAUACUAUGCUCUUCCACGCGAAAAGCUAUGCUGGAAUGAAGAUGAGGACUUCGACACAAGACGUGUACGACAGUGUACGAGUCGCAAGAGAUAUCUGGAAAUAAAGCGCCACCACCAUUUCAAUGAUAACACACGUCUGAACAGAAUCCCACCUGACGAAAGGGAUAAACUUUUUUAA
Molecule: messenger RNA, 561 nt
Organism: Schistocerca serialis cubense
Lineage: Eukaryota; Metazoa; Arthropoda; Insecta; Orthoptera; Acrididae
Product: piggyBac transposable element-derived protein 2-like
Exons: 1
Coding region: 1-561 (186 amino acids)
Molecular function (GO): sequence-specific DNA binding
Source: RefSeq, a predicted model, not a curated record